This is a messenger RNA of Brassica rapa (field mustard), 4203 nucleotides long. RefSeq names its product myosin heavy chain, skeletal muscle, adult. NCBI's taxonomy places the organism in Eukaryota, Viridiplantae, Streptophyta, Magnoliopsida, Brassicales, Brassicaceae. The record is from RefSeq and is a predicted model, not a curated record.
CAAAAAUUAAAAUAUUCUAAUCAUUGUUGCAUGUAAAUAUGAUUUUUUUUCUUUGAUUUCCAUCUUACUUAUUCAUGCUUUACCAUAUAAUUCAAGUUUUUCGUGGAAUGGAAUAUUUUUAUAAAAUAUUUUUUAAAUAUAUAACUUGUAAAAAAAUUAUUAUUUAAAAAAAUUAUUUAAUCAUAUUUGAUUUUAUCAAUUCAUGUAUAUUAUAUAUUUCUAAAAUUUGAAAUUAAAAUAUUAUGUAUCUUUUUAUGGCAUAUAAUAUAAUUUAAACAAUACUAAAAUUUAUAUAUAUAUAUAUAUAUAUAUAUAUAUAUAUAUUUAGAAUAAGAUUUUAUACUCAUAUGGUUUUAUUGUCAUUUGUAUCUUUGUUAUAACAUAAUAGAAUAUACAUAAAUUACAUAGAUUAUGAUUAAUAUUUAUGUAAGAUUUUAAAAAUCUCACUUUAAAAUAAUAGAAUGUUCAUAAAUUAUGAUUAAUCUUUAGUAUUCAAAAUCGUUGAUGAUCAUAUAUAUUUUAAUCACACUAGAUAAUUUUAUAAUUUUUAAUUAAAAAAUGUUUUUAAAUUAUUGACUAAAUUUUAUGUAGUUUAAUAAAAUAUAAUAUAUAUUUAGAUGAAAAAAACUAUUUUCUCAAAAAUCACACAAAUAUUUAAUAAGGAUGCAUGACAUGGCUUACAUGUUAUAAUACUUCUCAACAAAUAUAUAAAUAAUAAUAUUUUAAUAGCACUAAAUCCAAAAUUAUGGAUCUAUAUACUUUUAGUAUCCUAAUAAUAAAAACGUACAGAUCUUUCUUUACAAUAUAAAAAUAUUAAUGGAUUAAAGAAAAGUUUUGCACAAAAAGAAUUAAAGAAAUGUAAAAGUAAUUAAUUAUAAAAAAACGUACCGUACUUUAUUUGUGUGUUUGAUGAUUGUUUAUUUAUCUCGUGUCUCUCUUUAGAUCUACUUUGCUUUUUUGUCCCAUUUAUAUAAAAUCCACCGCUCGAGCUUAACGUUCGCGUCUUCGUUCUCCUUCUUCCUUUGCUUCCUCUCUGAGUUGAACUCGUUCCGUUCGACUGAGCCAACUCCUGCGGAAGACCAGCUUCAAAAAAAUUCGCUAUUGGAUAAUAACUAUAUUGCCUCUUCAUUGGACUAAAAGGAGUGUUAAUAAAUGGCUGGUUCCAGGAGACAUUGCUCGGAUCAACGGUGAGUAAAACUCUGUUACACCGGUGAUCAAUACUCGAGAUGUUUAGAACAGGUAGAUGGAGGAACGAGAAGAACAGGAUCAAAGUCGUCUUCAGGCUAAAGUUCCACGCUACUCAGGCGUCUGAGUUGAAUACAGAGGGAUUGAUUCUCUCUCUAGUUCCCGGAGACAUUGGGAAACCGACGGCGAGGUCAGAGAAAGCUGUGGUUAGAGACGGGCAAUGCCGGUGGGAAAUUCCGGUUUACGAGACUGUGAAGUUUCUGAAAGAUGCGAAAACCGGCAAGGUUAACCAGAGGAUUUACCAUCUCAUUGUGUCAACGACGGGAUCUACAAGAGGUGGUUUGGUUGGAGAAACAUCAAUUGAUUUUGCUGAUUAUGCUGACGCAAUUAAAACUUGUAACGUUUGUCUUCCACUACACAACACAACUUCAAAAGCCUUGUUGCAUGUAUCAAUACAAAGGCAAUUAGAAUUUGAUGAUCCUCAAAGAGAGGAGGAUGAAUGCGAGAAUCUUGAAAAAAUGUCACAUGGUCAAGAUUUGAAGUCACAUUUGAGCCUCGGUGAUGCAGAUGAACCUCGUGCAAGCGGUUCGCAUGAGGAAGGGCCAUUUGGUAAAGCUGCACGGUUUGCUGAGCUGAGAAGAAGAGCAUCAACUGAAUCUGAUAGUACAAUGUCAAGCUCUGGAAGUGUCAUUGAGCCAACUACUCCUGAAGAAGUCGCCAAGUCUUUGAGACACCCUCCUAAGCAACUUCACUCGGCCAAAGCUUUGUUUGAAGAGCCACGUGUAUCCGAAUCCGAGUGGUCUGGAAGUUCUGAUCAUGGAAUCACCACCGAUGACUCCACCAAUGACAAAAUGUCUAAAAACUCCUCGGAGGAUGGGGAGGAGAUUGACAAGCUUAAGAACGAGGUAGCUUGUUUGACAAGGCAAGCAGAUCUUUCUGACCUAGAGCUGCAAAGCCUGAGGAAACAAGUCGUUAAAGAGACCAAAAGGAGUCAAGAUCUCUUGAAAGAAGUGAACAGCUUGAAGCAGGAGAGAGACUCUUUGAAGGAAGAUUGCGAGAGGCAUAAAGUCUCAGACAAGACUAAAACGAGGAACAGGAUGCAGUUUGAAGGAAGGGAUCCAUGGGUUCUCUUGGAGGAAACGAGAGAGGAGCUUGACUACGAGAAGGAUCGUAACUUCAAUCUCCGGUUACAGCUCCAGAAGACUCAGGAAUCAAACUCAGAGUUGAUCCUUGCUGUUCAAGAUCUUGAAGCUAUGCUUGAGGAAAGAAGCAAAGAAGCACCAAGAACCAUUGAUACAGAUGAAGAUGAGGAUCAAAAGGCUCUUGAGGAACUAGUGAAGGGACACAUGGAUGGGAAUAACACACACGUCUUGGAGCAGAAGAUCACAGACCUAUACAAUGAGAUUGAGGUUUAUAAACGAGACAAAGAGGAGCUUGAGAUACAGAUGGAACAGCUAGCUUUGGACUAUGAGAUACUUAAACAGGAGAAUCAUGAUGUCUCAUACAAGCUAGAGCAGAGCCAACUGCAAGACCAGUUGAAGAUGCAAUACGAAUGUUCAUCAGAGCUUGAGAACCAAGUGGAGACCCUUGAAGCCGAGCUCAAGAAGAGAUCAGAAGAAUCUUUGUCCCGGAUCAAAGAGCUUGAAACACAAAUGGAGAUCUUGGAGGAAGAGAUGGAGAGACAGGCUGAGGUGUUCGAAGCAGACAUCGAUGCAGUCACGAGAGGUAAAGUGGAGCAAGAGCAAAGAGCGAUACAAGCGGAAGAAGACCUGAGGAAGACGAGGCGGAGAAACGCUAGCGUAGCUGAGAAGCUACAGGAGGAGUUCAAGAGACUCUCCGAGCAGAUGGAUUCAAUGUUUGCAUCAAGUGAGAAAAUGGCUAUGAAGGCGAUGGCGGAAGCUAAUGAGUUAAGAAUGCAGAAACGUGAAGUUGAAGAAAUGCUCAAGAAGACUAAUGAUGAGUACGAGGGAAAGCUCAAGGAGCUUUCUGAAAAGCUGAGUCAGAUGGAGAGGCAUGAAGAAAAAGUUACUUCAAAUCUAAACCAAGAGAUCAAAUUCUUGAAGGAUGAGAUUGAGAAUCUGCAAAAGGACAAACAUAGCCUCAUGUUACAAGAAGAGAACCUAAGAGGUGAGCUGGAAGAGACGGAAAGGAAUAAAAACGAGCUAGAGAGCAGGAUUGAGUCAAUGAGGGAAGAAUCAGAGUCUCUAGCAGAGGAGUUGCAAGCGGUGAAGCGUAUCAAGGAUGAAAAAGAAGCAGCAAUUACACACUUACAGACAGAACUAGAAACCGUGAGAGCCAAGUUUGAUGACCUAAAUCAUUUAUUCUCAGAGAACGAUUCGGAGAUGGAGAAGCACAAGAAGCAAGUAACACAAGUGAAAGGUGAGGUGAAGAAGAAAGAAGAAGCAAUAGCUAACCUUGAGAAGAAGCUCAAGGAAAGCAGAAUCGCGUUUAACAACUUAACCAAAACCGCGCAAAGAAACAACAACAAAGGAAGUACAGUAGGAGCUAAAGAAGUUGCUGUUAUGAAAGAUAAAAUAAAACUUCUCGAGGGGCAAAUAAAACUGAAGGAGACUGCUCUUGAAGCUUCAUCAAACAUAUUCAUCGAAAAGGAGAAGAAUCUGAAGAACAGAAUCGAGGAGCUGGAAACUAGUCUCGACCAGAACAGCCUAGAGGUUAUUAAUAAAGAUAACCAUGAAAAGGAAGAAGUCCGAGUUCUGGAAGCGGAGAUGGCGUCAUUGAGAGAGUGUAAUGAGACGAUGGAGAUGGAGCUGAAGGAGAUGCAAGAGAGAUACUCAGAGCUAAGUCUGAGAUUUGCAGAAGUGGAAGGCGAGAGACAACAGCUUGUUAUGACAGUACGUAAUCUCAAAAACGCCAAGAGGAGCUAAACCGGUAUAUAUCAGAACCGGUUUACAGGUUUAUAUAAAAAAAAGGAAGUAUAUGUAAUCACUUUGUUUCUUGUUUAUGUAAUUACACUUUGUUUAUGUUUUCUAAGUAAUUUGCAUAAGUUUCAGUUCUCUA